Emiliania huxleyi CCMP1516 is the source of this 2643-nucleotide messenger RNA. RefSeq lists its product as hypothetical. Gene Ontology annotation, cellular component: nucleus. Gene Ontology annotation, biological process: reciprocal meiotic recombination; double-strand break repair via homologous recombination. The record is from RefSeq and is a predicted model, not a curated record. Gene Ontology annotation, molecular function: ATP-dependent chromatin remodeler activity; DNA translocase activity; ATP binding. Lineage: Eukaryota; Haptophyta; Isochrysidales; Noelaerhabdaceae. Bases 1 to 2643 code for a protein of 880 amino acids. The transcript is spliced from 2 exons.
AUGUUUUCCAGCGGCAGCGAGUCUGCGCCCUUCCGCUGGCGGCCCGCGCAGCCUCCAGCAGAGGCGGGAUCCACCGUGAUACAGCCGCAGCGCCCACAAGCACCACCGCCGUUGGCGCCUGUCACAGAGCGGCAGCCCCUGGUGCCGCUGCGAGGCUUUGGCAAGCGCAACGCUUCAGGGAUGUUUGCUGCCUACCUCCCGCCGCCGCCACCUGCUCUGCGGGCUGGACAGCCUGUCGCCGGUGAUGCGAGUCGGCCGGCGAUGCCGCCCCUCUUCGACUUUGGCGACGACGAAUUGCCGGUCGACGACCCGACCUUCAUGGAAGAGAUCGCGCGCAUCGAGCGAGGACAUGCUCAACAAGUGGGCGCCGGCGACAGCGGCCCUCUGCCGCCGCUUCGGCGGCGCCUUGCCUUCGAAGCGAAGCGCGCGCAGGCAGGCGCCUCUUCGCUGGACCCGAUUCCGCCUGCGCCGCUUGCCCGCCAGCACGGCGCAGUCCGGUCGCCCUUUGGGCGGCCGCAACUACCGCAGGCGGCUGCCGAGGCCUCAGUCGCUCCAGCGCCGUGCGGCCCCGCCUCUGGAUCGAGCUGGGAGUUUGCUCCAGCGACGCUCUUCAGUCUUGCCGAUCCGCCUCCUCCGACCCUCCCCCCGCCAGCGCGAGCAGCUCCCACUGCAGCGCGAGGCCACGCUCCCACUGCAGCGGCCGGGCCUCUCGGCGAAGCGGGCGAGCGCGGAUCCGACUACUCCGACCUGGUUGAGUCGUGGCUCGACGAGAAGCUGCGGCCGCACCAGCGGGAAGGCGUCCGAUUUCUUCUCAAGGCGCUCGUCGAUGGCAACUCGCCGCUGGGGGCGCCGAGCGGAACGGCUGGCGCCUGCUUUGGUGCGAUCCUCGCGGACUUCAUGGGCUUGGGCAAAACGCUCACAUCGCUGGCAACGAUUCACGCCAUGCUGCGUGGCGGCUACCUCGGCGGGCCGCGCGGACACCGCCGCAAGGCGCUGCUCCUGGCGCCGCCGAGUUUGCUCGGGCAGUGGAGUGGCGAGAUUACCAAGUUCUUCGGCGGGCGCUUGCCUCACGCGUUGGCGGUCGCCAGCCAAGGGGGGCGCAAGGCGAUACACGCCCUGCAGGACUUCAAGCACUCGGGAAAGCAUCUGCUGCUCACGUCGUACGAUUUCGCGAUACGGCCAGAGGCCAUGGCGGAGUUGUCGUCGAUGUCGAUCGAGCUGCUCGUGUGCGACGAGGGCCAGCGGCUGAAGAACCACAAGGCCAAAACGUUCACGCUACUGCACGCGCUCGCAUGCAAGCGGCGCCUGUUCUUUUCCCUGCUGACCUUCGUCGGUGCCGGCCCCUUUGUGGGCUCCCGGGCGAGCUUCGCCUCCACCUUCGUCAAGCCCAUCGCGCGCGCGCAGGAUGGGGCGUCAGACGGGAGGGAGGCCAGCCGGGCCGACAAGGAGUUUGCCGCAGCCAAGCUGCUCGAGCUCUCUCGCCGGCUCGAGACAGUGAUGCUCCGGCGCGGCGCAGAGAUCAACGAGAAGUCGCUGCCUCCCCUCGUCUCGCUGGUGAUUGUCGUGCGGCUGACGCCGCUGCAAACCGCACUCUACUCCUUCUUUCUCGAGAGCCGCCGCGAAACGCUCCGAGCCGGCUGCGGGAGCAGCAGGUCUCGAUCUGACGCCGCGUUCGCCGCCAUUGCCCAGCUGCAAAAGGUCUGCGCGCACCCCUUCAGCGUCUUCUUCGACCACAACGACCUGGUUGCACGCCGGCGAGCCGAGACGGCUGCUCGGCGGCCGGAGGCGAGCGCAAGCUCGGCCAGCUGCCCGUUGGGCGUCGACGGCCUCAACUCGUGGUCAGACGACGACGAUGACGAAGCCGGCGGCAGCAGCGACGAUGCGAGCGGCGGUGUCGUCUGGCCAGACGGCUUCGAUCCGCAAAACAGCGCCGGCCUGUGGGCGUGGUCGGGCAAGCUCCUGGUGCUCCGCGAGCUGCUGCGCUCUUUCCGCGCGCACGGAGACAAGGUGGUGAUCGCGUCGAAUUUCACAUCCAUGCUGGACCUUCUCGACGACAUGUGCAUGCAGCUGCGCUGGCCGGCGGCGCGGCUCGAUGGGAAGGUGCCGGCGGCCCAACGCACCGCCAUGGUCGACGACUUCAACCGCCCCAACAGCGGGAGCUUCGUGUUCCUGCUCUCAACCAAGGCUGGCGGCACGGGGCUCAACCUCGUCGGCGCCUCGCGCCUCGUCAUCAUGGAGCCGAGCUGGAACCCGGCCCUCGACAAGCAGGUCUGCGGGAGGGUGUGGCGGACGGGCCAGACCGCUUCGUCGGUCCACACGUACCGCAUCGUAUCGGCGCUGACGCUCGAGGAGCGGAUGUACGCGCAGCAGCUUCGCAAGACGGAGGUGGAGGCGGGCAUCCUCGACAAGCGCCGGAGCGACCCCUCGGCCGGACAGGGCCGCGCCAUCGGCGAGCACCACAUCGACGGCCUUUUCCAGCCCUUCGCGUCCGUUUGGAGCGACGUCUUCGAGCAGCUGGGCGACGCGCAGACGCGGACCGUCGAGCACCUGCCGCACGCGCUCCUCGAGGGCGCGGCCGGCCUCGACGGCGGGCGCUGGAUCUCGCACAUCCAUACCAUGCCGCCUCCCGCCACCACGGGGUGA